AUGGCGGAUGUAAUGAGGGACUGACAUUUAGCUGAUAACAGCUGAAAAUAAUUUAGUUUCAUCGCUGCAACAUUGCUAUCUGCUCAGCGAAAGCUGCUUCGAAAACAUUUUUCAGUGUUUUAGUUCUCAGUGGAUUGCCUUAACCGCUACUUCUCCGAUAGUGGCAUGUUUUCUGUAUUCACUCACUCGACAAGGCGGGUUGUCACUUGCCGUUCGCAUUUGGGUAUUCAAGGUGCCUAUGCCGCUAGGAAAGCAUGCUAUAGCGAUGGAAUGAAAUUUAACGAAGGACCUUUACAGUUGUACAAGUCACAUUUAGAAAGAAAAGUUCUGAAGCCCGACGACUCACAGCUGAAAGUGGUGUGCAAUCUUCAAAGCCUGUUUGAACGACUCAAAGAUUAUGAUUCCCAAAAGCAAUCAAGUAAUCAACUGCUCACACCUCAAGGACUCUAUCUUUACGGUGGGGUGGGUAGUGGCAAAACAAUGUUAAUGGACAUAUUCUAUGACAGCAUACAAGUUCCAAACAAGAAGCGUGUGCAUUUUUACUCCUUCAUGCUUCAGUUGUAUUCUGCCAUUAAUCGGUGGAACCUUUGUUGUCCAAGUGAUGAGCUAACCUUUGAUACAACUCCAGUGGAGUCCAUUGCCUCUGAGCUGGCUGGAGAGGCUUGGUUGCUCUGCUUUGAUGAAAUGCAGCUGGCAGACUUCGCCUCCACCCGGCUUUUGGAAGGAGUCUUUCGUAAAAUGUUGGAAAAUGGAACAGUUAUAGUAACAACAUCUAACAGAUCUCCCAAUGAACUUGGGGCUUCAUCCUUUGGACGCGAAAGGGAGGCUCUAGAUUCAUUGACGUCAUUAGUCGCUUUACUCACUGAGCGUUGUGAAUUGGUUGCCAUGAAUUCUGAAAGUGAUUAUCGAACCAAUCAGAAACGCGGAAAGGACAAUUAUUUUACUCCUCUAACCAAACACACAGAAAAAGUAUUCGACGAAGCCUUUUGUGAAGCAGUGGGGCGUGGUCGGCGGCUAACAUCGGUUUCGCUUCCCGUGUAUGGUCGGAAGGUCAUCGUCCCCAUCGCUUCGGAAAAUGGCAUUGCUAGGUUCACUUUCAACGAGCUGUGCAGGUCUCCUCUAGGGCCAGCCGACUAUAUUACGAUCUGCAAUGCCUUUCACACGGUAUUCUUGGAGGACAUACCGCAGAUGAGCAUCUACCAAAAGAACGAAGCUAGGCGCUUUCUUAGUUUUGUCGAUGCAGCUUAUGAAAGUAAAGUGCAACUUUUCUGCACUGCGGCCAGCUCACCUGAUGAGUUGUUUCAAUUGAUCCCCAGCGAUGACCCACUACAAGAAGACAAGAUGCACAUGGAAAUGAUGGGCGAGAUGGCUUAUGAUCUUGAGCUCACCCAGCUCGAACUGAGUUCGCUCGGAAUAUUGACCGGCGAGGAGGAAAUCUUCUCAUUCAAGCGUUGCAUUUCACGUCUGAAGGAAAUGCAAAGCGAGCUGUAUCAGUGUCAGAAACACCGUCUCCAAGCCUUCUCUCCUUAUCUUGGUUCUUUUGAAGAACGUCUGCAAUCGGAAAAUCGUCGCCGGGAGCGCGAACACAAGCGUCGAAUGAAAAUGCUGGAGGCCUCGGGGGAUGGCAGUGAAGCUCUCCGAGAAUUACCACUGACACCUUUGACGACAGGCUCCUCCGACUGGGCAGACGAAGCGAGUUACGUCACUUGGAGCAAUG
Pocillopora damicornis (cauliflower coral) is the source of this 1717-nucleotide messenger RNA. Its product is annotated as AFG1-like ATPase. Gene Ontology annotation, molecular function: ATP hydrolysis activity; ATP binding. NCBI's taxonomy places the organism in Eukaryota, Metazoa, Cnidaria, Anthozoa, Scleractinia, Pocilloporidae. Gene Ontology annotation, cellular component: mitochondrion; cytoplasm. The record is from RefSeq and is a predicted model, not a curated record.